Neodiprion fabricii is the source of this 3078-nucleotide messenger RNA. RefSeq names its product THAP domain-containing protein 5-like. The transcript is spliced from 3 exons. Bases 60 to 1847 code for a protein of 595 amino acids. The record is from RefSeq and is a predicted model, not a curated record. Gene Ontology annotation, molecular function: sequence-specific DNA binding. NCBI's taxonomy places the organism in Eukaryota, Metazoa, Arthropoda, Insecta, Hymenoptera, Diprionidae.
CCGAGUUUCAGUGCUCCAGCAAAUAAACUUUCCGUAAGCCCAAAUUGAAAAUAUUUUUAAUGCAAAAAAUGCAAAGCUGUUGCAUCACGGGUUGUGAUAGUUAUAAAGAAACUAAUAACAAGCGUAUCGGAUAUUUUAAAUUCCCUCUGCAUAACACAUCAUUACUCAACAGAUGGUUGCUACAAAUUAACAAUACAGGAUUCAAGCUAUCGGAAACUAGUCAGAUAUGCAGCGAACACUUUGAAAGGAAUUAUAUUGAUUGGCACCUGAACAAAAAAAAUCCUCAUUUGUUGCCUAAUGCUGUACCUACGAUAUUUCCCUGUGAGAGAAAAAUGCCUGGUAACAAAGGAAUUGAUCAUCAAGUAAAGACACAGAGUCAAAACACAGUACAAGUGAAACCUGCCACUACGUUACUACAAAUAAAUGAAUCACAAAUAUCUGAAGAAAUAACUCAUGAAAGUGAACCGCACAGAAGUAAAGUAACAUUGUUAAAACGAAAGCCUGCUGUGCCUGUGGCACUAGUACAUGCAAAACACUGUGAAUCAAUUGCGACUGAAAUGAAAUUUGGAAUAGAUUCCAAGUUAAGAAAGAUUUUAUCGAAACCAAACGAGGAAGUUUCCACCACUGAGUUAAGCAGUGAGAAACCUUUACUUAAGAUAAUCGUAUAUAAAAAACUUUCUGAUGUUCAAGUCACUUUAAGCCCGAUGCAGUUUGAAACUAUUUAUUUACCAGCUCACAAAGAAAAUGAAGAUAAUUCUAAGAAUGUCACAUUUGAAAAGAAAGUUUGGAUUUCAAAACAAUCUAAUCAAAGUAUUGACGAAAAGAACUUCACAGGCAGUGAAAAUUCGUCAAGCAAGUCUAUAAUAUCCAGUAUUUCCAAUGAAAUUUCUACACCAAAAGUAAAACAGUAUACUAAUAAUAAGUCAAAACCAAAAAAUACUUCUUGUGUGCCAACUCUAGUGAAAUCAAAGUCGAAAAUCACAUCUCAAGGUCAGAUGUACAGUCACUCAACUGUCAGCAAAGUUCAGUCUCCAAAUUCUGAAGACCGUCAAGAUUCUAACCAACUUCGAGAACGGCUUAAGGAAUUGAAGGCGAGACGACAACGGGAACAGUCAAAAAUCACAAGGUUACAAUUUCAUCUGACACAACUAGAGAAAAAGAUCGAAGAAAGUAGUCACGAAAAAGUUGUAUUGCCUAGUUCGACACUACGGAGUAAGCCGACUGGGCCCAAAUCGACCUGGUUAAUACGCGAAAAGGAGGAAUAUGAAAAGUUGUUGAAAGAUGUCAGAGAGAUGAAACUGAAAGUGCUAAGGCAGAGGCACACGCGAGAAUUGGAAAAAGUCAGGAAGUUGCAGAUACAAAUGGCUAACUUGAGUAAAAAGAUGAAGGAGAAUGAUGAAAGAGAAAUCGCGGCAAUGUCUAAUUUGCGACGCACACGCAAUGCAACCAUACCCAACUGGAUGAAACGAGAGGAGGAUGAGUAUGAAAAACUACUCCAGGAUGUGAGAAAGAUUAAACAAAGUUACAUGCUGCGCCAGUCAAAACAAAUUUCCACUAAACCAAAUUCGCCCAAUACUGCUCCUUCAGAAACAGCUUCAAGCGACGAUGAGUGCAUAUUGAUUGAAACAAUUCCAGAAACAAUUGAACUGAUGGAAGAAAUUGAAGUAAUAGAAAAAAUAAAAGAUGAGAGCAGGCUGAUGGACAGGAUUGAAGAGGGCAGUGCCCGGAUAAAAACUGAUGGAUACAGUCAAACUGCAGAAAAUUCGAGAGAUUGUGGUGAAAUAAUUGGAGAAAUUGAUGAAGAAUGGAUUGAAAUAAGUGGUUGUGUAAAAGCAUACCGAUCUUGAAUAUCCAUGAAGAUCUCCCAGAUCCGGGACUUCUUGAUACAUAAACAUUUCGAGAUCGAUACAUUUCUCGUUAAAUGAUUGUAAAUAAAUUGUGAUGUUGCACUACAUGUAUGUUUGAAGAUGAUUGUAACUAUGUAUCAGUCAGUCUAUGUAAAAAAAAGUGUUAUAUGCUUUGUGUUGGACACUUUGAAGUGGCAGAUAUUUGUGAGAAAAGCAUUCUGUAACAUAAAACGAUUUCGUAAAAGAGUAUACAAGGCACAGCAACAGUAAAAAAAUCCAGAAUAAUUCGGCUCAUCUUGUGGAAUUUUUGCACAGAUUGUUGCAUGUGCGUUAAACGUUAAAUAUUACUUGUGUACAUAUGUGAAAUUUUUUUGUAAACGAACGGACAAUAUAAACUUGAUUGAUUACGGAAACUUGGAACGAGAUGUGUGUUUAUGUUUCAAUUGUUUAGACAGCAUUGGCGCUCGAAAAUGAAGUGAUAUGAAAUAAAAUAUGUAGAAAAACAUGCCACGACGUGUGAAUAAGUGCAGUAUAAAAACUUACCUUAUACUUCAUUAAUUUGGUUACUUCUUAAAGUACCACAUUGAAGACUUUAUAAAUGAUUCUAAAGAAUGUGCUUUCUUAUAAUAAUUCAUUUACAUCUCUUUCGUUUUCUCGAUUAAAUAUAAUCGAAUAUUAUUAAUAAAGAAUUUUUAAAUAAUGUGCAGCAUUACAUCCUUGGUUAAAUUACUUGAAUAAGAAAUCUUUGUGAUACGAAAAUUAGGUUCAAUAAUUCUGCUCUGAACAGUUUGGAGUACUACCUAUUAUUACUGUGCUUACUUUGCUACUAUAGGAUACUGCGUGGCAGAAAUUGAAAUAACAAAGUACAAUUACCAAACUCAAGAAAUAUACGUACUCAAAUGUAAUUAUCACGCUACAUGUUCGGACAAUAUUAUAAUGAAAAAUAUUCAGAUAUUUUAAUUACCAAGUAUUAAUUGCGUCACAUUACGAAAUUACUAGUUACCAGCACUUGCAAAUUUUUAUAACCAAAAUAUCGUACAUACUGCAAGUGUCGAGAAUCUUGACCAUUUUUCAAUAUGGAUUAGAAGUAGAAAUGGUAAUUGUAGUGAUGCAUGAAAUAUUACGUAAUAACAUAGUUAUAUCAUUUGUAUUUACGUACUUUAAUAAUAAUUUCAAUCAUUUUUUCGGUACUUUGAAAGUUACCUUUUGAUUCCCAGGUUCCUUAUUUGUA